AUGGCUCGUUUCACUCUGUCUUUCCUGGCUGUUUACUUCGCCCUGGUGGCGUUCGCCAUGGCUCUGCCUGCCUUUCCCGCGCUUGACAAUGGCCUGGGUCUCGCGAGCACCCUUUCUUCUGUGCCAGUCGUUGGGUCCUUGGCCAGUGACAUGAACAAGAAGCCCGCUGCCGACAAGCAGAAGCAGGCUCAGGAACAGGAGGCUACCCGCGAGGCAGCAAAGCAAAAAUCACAGGAGAAAGUCGACCAGAAGCAAAACCCAGUUGCGGCCAUGUCAGAGCCCACACGAACUGAGAAGGGUCUUUAUUCUGGAAACUUUGUGACCCCCAGUUCCACACCCAGUGCCCAUGCUGGCUCUCAGCCCAACGCCCUGGGCGGUGUUCCUGUUCUUGGUAGCCUCCUUGGUGGCACUGGCGGUCCUCUGUAG
Penicillium oxalicum is the source of this 426-nucleotide messenger RNA. RefSeq lists its product as uncharacterized. The coding region runs from base 1 to 426 and encodes 141 amino acids. The record is from RefSeq and is a predicted model, not a curated record. Lineage: Eukaryota; Fungi; Ascomycota; Eurotiomycetes; Eurotiales; Aspergillaceae. The transcript has 2 exons.